Molecule: messenger RNA, 189 nt
Organism: Penicillium mononematosum
Lineage: Eukaryota; Fungi; Ascomycota; Eurotiomycetes; Eurotiales; Aspergillaceae
Exons: 1
Coding region: 1-189 (62 amino acids)
Source: RefSeq, a predicted model, not a curated record
AUGGUAGUCAAGGUGGCAGGAGUUGAAGCUGGGAAGAUGGUUGAAUUAUUUACAGCCAACCCGGCAGACCCAACGGAAAAUGCUAGCGACUAUUUUGUUAGCAGCUUCUUCAUUAUGCCUAUCCCUGGUACGUACAAGAUGCCUGUGGGCUCUACUCAUCAAGCCACUGUCAUUGCCUCGCCAAUGUAG